This is a messenger RNA of Drosophila eugracilis, 1014 nucleotides long. RefSeq lists its product as uncharacterized. The record is from RefSeq and is a predicted model, not a curated record. NCBI's taxonomy places the organism in Eukaryota, Metazoa, Arthropoda, Insecta, Diptera, Drosophilidae.
AUGUCUUCGGCGUCGGGCACUCGAUGCACUUUUGUCAUCUUAGCACUUUCCAUUUUAUUGGACCAAUGUGAUUGCAAUGGGGUUGGGACUAAAAGUCAGGACUCUCUGCUGGCUGAGUUCCAGAUGAGAAUCCUUCUGCUGACUCUCCUGGGCCUAGCUGUCCUGAUCCUUUUAGGUUUCCUGGGUGAGUUUCUGAUUUUACCAUCGCCUUGAUCAACUCACAGAACGGAGAUUUCCGAUUUCCUUUGGCCACCAGGAUGUAUCUGCUGCUUCUGUCGGAUUUCGCAGACUGUGGAAUCCACUUCCGAUGGCCUCGAUGUCUACGCCCCGCGAACCCAAAGCAUCGUGUGGCCCACUCUGCCCCGGGAGACGGCCCAUGUUCUGGAGAUGACCUUCCUGCACACCCCCAAGGUCAACUGCUUCUGUGGCAGCUGCCUCAUCGCCAGGAACUCGCUCUGCCUUGAAAACUGUGGGGUACACAUCGCCAGGUGGGCCUUACUACUAGCCACCUUCAUUACCUAUGCUCACCUGGUCAAAGCCGAUGACAACUUUACAGACUUUGACUGGCUUAAUGAAACGCAGCUGCUGCAAAUGUUUGAUUACGAGAAUGAAAACAAUACAGACGAGAUUUCCACGGAAUUCGACUUGGAUACUCUGACCGAAAACCCUGUUGUGGAACAAACGGCUGGGAAUAUUAGCAACAAUGGCCAAAUCGAAUUUCCAUUUGAAGAUUUGAGGAAACAUCCGCAUUUUUACCGCUUUGUCUUUAUGGUGCUACUUUUGCAUGUUGCCGUUGUUGCUGUUGGUAUCAUCAUCUACAGCUCUGUGCACUGCAAAGUCAGGACCUUGAGGAGGCGUGCGAGGAGGGAGGCACAACGACGACUGGAAAUGACCAAUCUGCGGUCAGAGCACAUUCCCAAUUCCCGCGAUUGCCCUUGCCACGGAUGCAUUCUGGCCAGAGAGAUGCUGCAGGGCCUGAUCAUGCAGCAGUUUCAGGAACUGGCCGAGUGCUGA